This is a messenger RNA of Babesia bovis T2Bo, 458 nucleotides long. Its product is annotated as HCNGP-like family protein. The transcript has 3 exons. The coding region runs from base 41 to 418 and encodes 125 amino acids. Gene Ontology annotation, biological process: regulation of DNA-templated transcription. Gene Ontology annotation, cellular component: nucleus. The record is from RefSeq and is a predicted model, not a curated record. NCBI's taxonomy places the organism in Eukaryota, Apicomplexa, Aconoidasida, Piroplasmida, Babesiidae.
AAGGGUGAAAAUGAUCAAGUAAAACUAAACACUUUAAAUUAUGAAAGAAAUAGAUAUAGAUAGUGUAUCAACAAACAAUGAACCAAAUGUCCCAAAACAAUUAGAGAAUAAUAUAUUACAACUCAAGAAACUCCACGAACAGGGCUGCACGAUCAACGCUAACAUAGAAAACUCUGUUGAUUUCAAGAAUCCAUAUCUAUUAGAGAAGGUUAUGAAAGUGUUCAACAUCAAGGAAUAUAGCUCCAAUUACAAAAAGGACGUAUAUAAUCCAGAUUUUUAUGUCGCCCUCGCUAAUGAUGCUGACCAAGAACAACAACCAUCGCAACCAAAAACACCGAUUAAUGACAUAGAUGAGGGAAUAAGUAAACAGAAUGCCAAGGGAAGGAGACCUUCAGGGUGGUCACCCGAAACCGAAUGAUCAAUUUAAUUAUCGCAUAUAUACACUCUUUAUGUUGUAA